AUGCCCGCGGAAUUCAGGCAGGCGAGUACUGGGUCCCUCAGUAUACCGCCGACAACCUCUAUCAAUGGCGGUCCGCCUCUGCCUACCUCAGCAGGAGCAGCAAUUCUUGGGCGCUUUGAUGGUCCUCGUAGUCCCCCUGGUAGACAGAACACCAGUCAUGUACCGUGCAAGUUCUUCCGAGCCGGUGCAUGUCAGGCCGGAAACUCAUGUCCCUUCAGUCAUGAUCCUGCGAGUACCACGGACAAUAUUUGUAAAUAUUUUGCCAAGGGAAACUGCAAAUUCGGCCCGAAAUGUGCCAAUAUUCAUGUCUUACCGGAUGGUCGAAGAAUCAGCUACACCAAAUCGCUGGGAACUAGUCAUUUGAAUUUAGGUACUAGGUUGAAUAAUGAUCACUUUCAAUCCCAAAAGCCAGGAUCGGCAAUAAGUACCUCAUUUCUACGAACAAGCAGUGUACCGCCUCCUCCCUAUGGACAGCACUUUCAUAAUUUGCGAGAUGACAACUUUCUAGCUAAUCGACAGGCUGGCAUUGAUAUUGCAGUUCCUAGUGUUGAUUCAAGCUUCGUACCAAGCCAAACAAUUAAUGGAGAUGAGGACGUGAAUCGAUUCAGCCUAAGACUUUCACCCGGCACUUGUAAAAUCAAUAGUGCACUAGACGCAACAUUACCAAGCUCUUUUGAUGGAGGUGGAGCAUCUUGGAUAACUCGUAACGGUCCUAUGGCUUCUUCGGUCCCGGCUAAAUUCAGCCUCGAUACAUUUCCCGAUUUUCCUGGGCCGCCAGAUGGACGGUCUUCAGAGACUUUGAAGAAGCUGCAUCACUCAGUUUUUGGGGAUGAGACACGUGAAAGAUGGAAUGGCCAUACCACUUCUCCACCAGUCUCAUUAGGCGAGGAAUAUUUAAGCAAGAGAUCAAUGCAGCUGCAUCGAUCGAUUAAGAGAGGUUCUAUAUCUGCUAAUGUGACCAAAGCAGUUGAUCGAGAUUGGGAAGCGAAUUUUACCUUUGAAGAGGACUAUUUACCUGAAACGUUGAAGGAUCUUAUGACCCCUCAAGAAAAGGCCCGCCGUGGGUCUCGGAACGCUGAUGAGGAGGGCAAGUUCCAGCUCAGUGGUACAGGUACACCAAACAACGAUGUAUCGAGCAAAUUUAGUUCGCCCUCGAAUACAAGUCCAUCAAGAUGGGGAUCAUUGUUUCAGCGGCAACAGCAGAAGGAAGAUGAAGAUCGAGUCCGUGUAUCCGCAUUUGGUCACGUCGGAUCCCCACUCCGAAAUUCAACAUUGAAUCUAAAUGAUACUUCCAAAGCUAAGCCAAUUGCACGUCCGAGUGCCACUAGCGAAUCCUCAAGUUAUCUUUCCACUUCGCCACGCCAUUGUGAUGUGUCAAUAACAUCACAACAACUUCAGCGCACCCAUCUGUCUCACACUGAUAUCGGUGGUGGUAAUGAUCAAUCUCCAAACUUGGCUCGUGCUACAAGUAGUUCUAUUGGGUCAAGAUCAAUUCUUACGGGCGAAAAGCAAAAAAAUGGAGUUAGCUCUGUAAGUGGAGUGAAUAUGCGAUACACUGCUCCUAUUGACGAGGAGCAUUGCGAAUUCGUCUUUAGUAUGGAAGGAGAUGAAACAGUAGAAAAACGACGAAACAGUAGCGGCUGGCCCACCUAUGGAAGAAUCACCGAAAGCCCUAGACUGACCACUUUUGGCGGAGAAGGGAGUCACAGUCAGCCAACGAGAAUCCUAAAUAGUGAAAGACUUGGAAACAUGGUCAACCGCUGA
Messenger RNA from Blumeria graminis f. sp. triticale, 1764 nucleotides. NCBI's taxonomy places the organism in Eukaryota, Fungi, Ascomycota, Leotiomycetes, Helotiales, Erysiphaceae. The record is from the annotation of a GenBank genome assembly.